CACCACGACCACACCACCACGACCACCACCACCACCCACCACCAGGCAGCUGUCUCCACCACACACCUCCACCAUGAGUCCUCCACGCUUAUAUCUGCUGUCACUACUGCUGUUGCUGUUCCUAACAGCCUCUCUGGCAGCGUCAGCUUCAAGACUGGGACCUGCACGAGGCGUCACCAGGACUCACACACCUCAUAAAGGUCAGGACCACCUCGAUGUGAUGGGUCAUCGUCAGCCCAAGUCACCGAAAGUAGCCGUUGUUGAAGACAUGGCCUUCUGGAACGAGCGGAUGCAGGCUGAGCUUCGAACUCAGUUAGAGAAGACUGAGAUCGUAAGUCAGGCGAAGAAUAUCAUCUUCUUCCUGGGUGAUGGGACGUCCAUAUCCACCCUGACGGCAGCCAGGUACCUCAAGGGUCUCCGAACAGGGAACUUUGAACACGAGGUCAUGGCUUACGAAAAGUUCCCUUAUUCGACCCUCAUUAAGACAUACAGCGCAGACAAGAUGGUGACAGAUUCUGCUGCCAGCGCCACAGCUUACCUCAGCGGUGUCAAAGGUAACCAGCAGACCAUCGGUGUGGACGUUAAUGUUCAGCUGGCCGACUGUGAUGCUAUGAACAUUCCACAGUUCCAUACACACUCUAUUCUUAGGAAUUUCCAGGACGCUGGACGCUCUACUGGCAUUGUUACCGUGACCAGAGUCACUCAUGCCUCGCCUGCUGGUACUUACGCCCACACUGCUGAGAGGCACUGGGAGAGUGACGACGACAUCAACGACGAUGGUGGCGACCCUGACCUCUGUGACGACAUCGCAGAACAACUGGUGCUGGGAGACACAGGUUCCAAAAUCAAGGUUAUCAUGGGUGGCGGACGUCAGAAGUUAACACCUAAGCACGUAGACGACCCUGAAGGCGGCGACGGAGGGAAGAGAGAUGACGAUAAGAAUCUCAUAGAAACUUGGAUCAACCAGAAAAAUCUCCUUGGUAAUGCCUCCUACGUCUGGCACCGCAACGACCUCCUCGCCGUCGACACUACCAACACUGAAUACCUCAUGGGGUUGUUCGACUGGGGUCACAUGGGCUUCAAAGUGGACAAUGACGUCAGCAACCCGUCCCUCAGAGAGAUGACCAAAACUGCCAUAGAGAUUCUUCAGAAGGAUACCAAUGGUUAUUUUCUCUUCGUGGAAG
Molecule: messenger RNA, 1184 nt
Organism: Cherax quadricarinatus
Lineage: Eukaryota; Metazoa; Arthropoda; Malacostraca; Decapoda; Parastacidae
Product: alkaline phosphatase
Biological process (GO): dephosphorylation
Molecular function (GO): alkaline phosphatase activity
Source: RefSeq, a predicted model, not a curated record